GCCGCUGGCUUGGCUGCUGGCGCUGGUGCUCCUGCUCAGCCAGAGCGGGGGUAAUGAGGCCAGCCCCGUCGCCGCUCAGCCGACUGUGGAAGAGGCCCAGCUGUUCUUCUCGAACAUCACUGAAUGGGGCCCUCAGGCUGAGCGGGUGGUGGCGUCCACUGGCAAGCGCUAUCAGCUACUGGCUUUGGUCGAGACACAUAUCUCGCAGGCCAAACAGCAGCAUGAGUUUCUUAAGAUCGACAAGGAUGAUUGGAGAUCCUCCAAAUGUUAUGCAAUGCCGACGGGUCGAUCUGCAGAGGGCACGACGGGCGGAGAGAUGGUUCUAGCUCGCAAGUCGGUGGCUGCAUCCACCUUCGACGCUAUGAGACACCAGAGCCGUCAGUUGUAUGCAGUUGAUCCGUGUCAUGGCUUCGCCCCGAUGACGUGGCAUCGCAAGACAGGCAAUUUGGUCGUGAUAGCCUUUUAUAUCGAACCGCACCACUCGAUUACGGGCCCAGUUCAUGAGCGGAUGGUUGCACUCACCGCUUUCUUGGACAUGCUGGCGGACCCUUGGAUUGUCCUAGCAGAUUGGAAUAUGUCGCCGUGUCAACUGGCUGACAGCGGCUACCCUGAGGAGUGGGGUGGUUCCAUUCUGGCGGCCCCUGGUUCUGCAACCUGUGAUAAAGGCUUGGGCUCGACCAUUGACUACGCGGUGGUGAAGCGCGGCUGGGAGAUGUCUGCGGUCAUUCGCCAGGUGCGCGAUGUACCAUGGGGAACGCACUGCGGCCUGGAGGUCUGCGCGGGCGAGUCCCAGCCCUGGCGCUUUCGUGCUCUGGCACCCCCUGCAGAUUUGCCUUGCCCCCCCAGGCCGCAGAGACAGGCGGACCCCAACAGUGAGACAUCAUUGAGGAAGAAGGCAGCGCUAGACAAGAGGCGCAACCAGUUGCCUGACACGUUGCAGGAGGUGUUUGAUGAGUUCACCCAGUCACAGGAGGAUGCAGCAGCGCCUCCAGUCUUGGUUGCAACGGAUGUUGACUAUGUGGACGGCGUCGAUUUUGCCAUUCCCCUGGAUCUCUGGAGGCGGCAUCAGGACGACGUGAGGAGCACGCUGAGCACUCCCGACGAGAAUGGCACGCUGGGCACCUACGACACGCAGGGGCCCCCAGAGAAGGCAGGUACUGCCAUGCACGCGACGGAUCCCUCGAGAGACAAGUGGAGCACUCUCGACGUCAAUGACGCGCUGAACACCUACGACACGGCUGGGCCCCCAGAGAAGGCGACCGCGCUUGUUUCGACCCACUAUGCCAAGUGGAUGUCGACCUUCGAGGCAACGGUUUUGAAUCACCAUGCGGUUCCUGUAGCGAAGCAAGCCGCCUACUCUGGUAGAGCAAAUGGGGUUCACUUCCAAUGGAAGAAGACUGCGGUUUGCCCUGGACGUACUCAUAUAAAGCACGAGCCUGCAGAAUGGUGGGCUAUUACCUUGACACUGGUUAAGAAGAUUAUCGCGCUGUGCAAGCAUCAGAAGCAUGAGAACCUCGUAAGGUCCAACCUCGCCCUAUUGCAGCUGAGGGCCACGGACUUCCACGGGAGGCGAGACUUACUGCUGCCGAAGGUUGAGGAGGAUGAGGUAUUCAGAUGGUCUGAGCUAGUACGCGCCAUCACGAUCCUGGAUGACGAGGAACGAUCUGAACUCAUAUGCCGCACUGAGGCUUGGUCAGGCCGCGCUGCCGCUCAUGCCUCGUGCCAGUCCAAGAAGAAGUACUCGGGUUGGCUGGCCGACAUGCGGAAGGCGAAGCCCAGUGUCCUGCAUCGACAGGUCAAGCCGCAGGAGCAACAGCGGCUCGAGAUCUACAUCAGUGGCACGACGGUUUCCAACCCGAACCUGAUCAUGGAUGCGAAGCGGCAGGAGUGGGAGAAGGUUUGGACACCUCGCGAGACCAAGCAGCAGAUUCUGGAUGCUCUGGAUAAGGCUCGUCGUCAGAUUAGGGAGGAGCCCCCUGAUGCCAUCCAACUGGAUCAGCUGAAGCGCACCCUGUCUAUCAUGCCAGGCUCCAAGGCGAAGGGUGUGGAGAUGAUUGGGCCGCGGGAUAUGCUGCGUCUACCUGAG
Prorocentrum cordatum is the source of this 2086-nucleotide messenger RNA. Lineage: Eukaryota; Dinophyceae; Prorocentrales; Prorocentraceae. The record is from the annotation of a GenBank genome assembly.